Molecule: messenger RNA, 1287 nt
Organism: Galleria mellonella (greater wax moth)
Lineage: Eukaryota; Metazoa; Arthropoda; Insecta; Lepidoptera; Pyralidae
Product: odorant receptor 4-like
Exons: 7
Coding region: 1-1227 (408 amino acids)
Biological process (GO): detection of chemical stimulus involved in sensory perception of smell; sensory perception of smell
Cellular component (GO): plasma membrane
Molecular function (GO): odorant binding; olfactory receptor activity
Source: RefSeq, a predicted model, not a curated record
AUGGAUGAAACACUACAAGUAUUACACCGCGUUCUCUCAACUAUUGGUAUAUCAGCAUUUAGUAAAAACAGUUGGGAUACAAAGUCGUGGUUCGCGUUCCAGAUAUUCAAUGUCAUUGUCGGCUUAUUGUGCUUUAUUUUUACCACUGGAUUCGUCAUUACAAAUAAUUCGAAUGCCACAAUUUUUAUUAAAGGCUCAUGCAUUUGGGCGAUUGGAGUAGUAAUGUUUUUAUGGCUGGCUCUGUGUUUAAUUUUCAGAAAACGCUUUCGUAUGUUACUGGAAGAAAUGGUAUUCGUUGACCGCCUAUUAGAUAUACCCUUGAUUAAUCACGUUCUUUAUGAAGGAGACGGGGUGAAAUCAAUUGAGUUGAAGCAUUUGGUGAACAAUACAAGGAUGACGUUAUUUAAAUAUAUAAAAAUGCUGCUAAAAUUUUAUUUAAUUUGUGUUUAUGCAAUAGUCAUUCUAUAUGUCAUCAGUCCCAUUUAUGAAAUGCUUAUUAAUAAACAUUGUCUACGACUUUUGGCAUUCACCAUGUGGUUUCCGUGGGAUUUAGAUAAUUUAUACGUUUAUAUCCCAACGUUUAUAUACCAAGUUUAUGUUGGGAACUUGUGUUGUAUCGUAUACUGCGGUAUACAAGUAAUGAUCAUAUUACUCAUUGGCCAGAAGAUACGCCAUUUGAGAGUAUUAACGUUCAUUCUUCUGAACCUGGACGAAUUGGCCACAGAGAUUGUGAAGAAAAAUAAGGAAAAAUGGCAAGACAAUUGCACUGCAGUGCUUAUACAGUGCGUGGAUCAUUAUAUAAAACUAAAACAAUUCAGUAACAAAUUGAAUACAAUAUGCCGGCCUUUUUACUUGACUCUUAUUACGGUGUCCAUUACACUUGUCUGUCUGUGUUCAGUGAAAAUCGCUAUAUCGGAUAAGCUAUCGCUGGACACUAUGAAAUAUUACAUCCUCGAAUUUUGUUUUAUACUCGUUGUGCUGGUAGUUUGCUUAUUGGGACAGCAGGUUGACAAUGAAUGUGAGCAAUUGGAUAUCGCUGUUACCGAAAAGUGGUACAUAUAUAACAGACAACACAAAAUAAAAAUGCGCAUUUUUAAAAUGGCGACCGGUCAGAGAAUGCCUAUAUAUAUUUUUGGAACAGUUACGUUAUCAUUGCCUACUUUCACUUGGUUCAUUAGAACGGGAAUGUCUUUUUUCACAUUAGUAAUGUCUGUAAUAGAAGAUUAAAUUUAUUUAAAUUAAAAUUUAAGUUAAUUAUUUUAACUAAUUUUUAAUUAUAUUUCAAAC